Molecule: messenger RNA, 1556 nt
Organism: Entelurus aequoreus (snake pipefish)
Lineage: Eukaryota; Metazoa; Chordata; Actinopteri; Syngnathiformes; Syngnathidae
Product: phospholipid phosphatase 4-like
Exons: 7
Coding region: 296-1156 (286 amino acids)
Biological process (GO): phospholipid metabolic process
Molecular function (GO): phosphatidate phosphatase activity
Source: RefSeq, a predicted model, not a curated record
CCUAAACUCCGCCUUGCAGCGUCUAGCUCGUAGUGAAGGAAGUGAAGUCAAAGUUGACAAAGUGUCGCCUGUCGCCAAAGACAUCCAGCCGUGGACUGGCGGAGGAUCGUUUCUUAGACGAAGGAAAGCGACGGAGGCUUCAGGUGUCGCCAUGGAGGCGCGCUGCUAGUGAGAACAUACGCUCGUUCAGCCUCCAUUUUUAUUUUAUUUUAUUUUUUCCCGCCGUGGAUUACAAAAGUGAAACACUGAAAAGUGGACCAAGACUGGACCUUUGGUGACGGAUUGUGUGAGAACAAUGAACGUGUCACAGCCAGAUAGCAGGAAACCAAUACGGGAUCUGCUUUUGGAGGUUGGCAUCCGAGUUCUGCUCUUUGGAGUUUUUGCAUUUACUGAAUUUCUAGAGCCCUUUGAAAGAGUCAUACAACCUGAGGAGCUUUGGCUCUACAAGAACCCGCUGGUUGAGUCCGAUCACAUUCCUAAGAGAGUCAUGUUCGCAAUCUCCUUCCUUACCCCGCUGGCUGUGAUAUUUGUUGUGAAGAUAAUUCAGAGGACAGACAAGACUGAAAUUAAAGAGGCAUGUUUAGCUGUUUCACUGGCGCUCGCUUUGAACGGAGUCUUCACAAACACCAUCAAGUUGAUUGUCGGCAGACCUAGGCCUGACUAUUUCCAGCGGUGUUUCCCAGAUGGUCAGGUGAAUGCAAAGAUGCUGUGCACUGGAGAACCACAUCUGGUCUCAGAGGGGCGCAAGAGUUUUCCCAGUAGUCAUUCCUCCUUUGCAUUUUCUGGCCUUGGUUUCACUUCCUUCUACCUGGCGGGGAAGCUGCAGUGCUUUACCAGGCAGGGUCGAGGUCGGAGCUGGCGUCUCUGUGCCACGGUGCUGCCCCUCUACAGUGCAAUGAUGAUUGCAUUGUCCCGGACCUGCGACUACAAGCACCACUGGCAAGAUGCCUUUGUUGGAGGCGUGAUCGGGCUGCUGUUUGCAUACAUCAGCUAUCGCCAGCACUACCCCCCCUUUCUGCACACGGACUGUCACCUCGCCUACGCCAGCCUGACUGCAACCGCUCACAUCACCCCGCCUCAACCCCAGGAGGAUCAGCGGGCCACUGAAAAUGCCACCACCCUCCCUCUAGAGGGCUUGACAGAAGCGCCGCUAUGACUAGUGGCCACCACCGAGACCACCCUCGCCGAACCAGAGAGCCCCCUCCACAUUCCCACUGACUAACUUACAUGGCUCCUGUGUACAUUCCAGAGGACAGUAAUUAAGCCACACUCCACCUCCAUCCUGUUCUAUACUGUCUAGGUCAGGGGUGUCAAACUCAUUUUAGAUCGGGGGCCACAUGGAGAAAAAUCUACUCCCAAGUGGGCCGCACUGGUAAAAUCACGGUACGAUAACUUAAAAAUAAAGACAACUUCAGAUUGUUUUCUUUGUUUAAAAAUAGAACAAGCACAUUCUGAAAAUGUACAAAUCACAAUGUUGUUGGGGUUUGUUUACACUUACAUGUUGCGGUUAAUAGUAUUCUAUCUUUAUUUGUCGUUAUUUAUAAUUUCUGAAUAAA